AUGCUGCCUCUACAUCAAAAAGACAAUGGCGCUCCGACGACUCGGCAACAGGCCGUCGCCGAGCCCGCGAGCUCCCGAGUGGUUGCCAAGCCGGUGCCCAAGGCCCAGCUGGAAGAUCCUCGCGGCUACCAGCUCGGCCAGGUCCGGAAGCGCUACUCCCCCAAAGAAACCACCAACCCAGACGGCAGCACAUCUCUGGCGUUUAGAAUGAGCCCGUCGGACCCGGAUUUUCCCUUUGAGCUGGCGCAGUUGCAGUGCGAUCUGCUUGUGCCCAAGGGCUACCCCGCCAAGCGACCGCUGCUGCGCGUCACCAACAAGGAUAUUCCCAGAGGCUUCAGCAUCAACGUUGAAAAGGGCUGGGAUAAGCUUGUGGAGGACCGAAAAGGUUCUACUUUGCUAUCACUGCUCAAGGCUUUGGACAAGAAUCUGGAAAUUUUCUUGUCUGAGCAAAAGGUCGACACCAUCAAACUGGUCACGUUCAAGGAUACGAGGCAUCUUCAGCAAGUGCCGUUGGAUGCGCAAAAACCCGCGGCCGUGGCAAAGUCAGCGGCACAACCAAUCGCCGUUUCCAAACCUCCAACACCGAGACCUUAUGUCCCAGAGAAGAAGCACUCUCGGGAAGAAAUUGCGGUUGCCAAGGAACGACGAGCGCAAGAGGUGCGCCAGCUCGAGGCGCGCAUGGGGAGACUCCCUCUAUAUCGGCGCUCUGCAGAUGGCGUUGUGUUUACUCUGCCCUUGGAGCCGAAAAAGAGGGCGGCUUUGCCCGAAGGUCUCCGCUCGGUCAACAACAUUCACCUCAUUGUCCCCCUGCUCUACCCGCUGCAGGAUAUCCGAGUACAGCUCAACGAAGCCGACGCCGAGGACGCGGAGCCUGUCGAGGAUUUAUUUGUGCAGAGGGCGGCAGGCCAGAAACAGAUGAACCUAAUGGGCCAUGUCAACUACCUUGCACAGAACCUUCACCUCCUGGCCAAGAUGGCGCAGCUGAAUGCGGUCAAGGCUGAGAUGCCCCAGCCGCUAGGGGACGAGCCGGAGGCGGCAAAGGAUCAUGGUCCUGUUGGCGAAUUUGACACUGAAAAGAGUCAUAUCCAGUACAUCCAACGACCCCUCGAGUGGAGCAUCGGAAACGACAGCGGGAGCUCAGAGGAAGAGGAGGGAACCAGCAGUUCGGACGAUGGUGGCGUCGAGCUAGAAAAAAAUGAAGAGAGAUUAUCUAUUUCCGUCUUAGAUGCGCCCGAGCAUGGAACCAUGAUUUCUUUCCCGUCUAUCGAGCUUCAUGGUCUCGAGCUUCUACAGGUCUCGCUCCUCAGCCUGACCAUCAAGUGCGACCGCUGCCGCACGCUGAACGACUUGACUGGAAUCAAGCCGGGUACCGAAAAGGCCGGAAGCUGCAAAAAGUGUGCCACUACAUUCUCUGCCAAGUACAAUCCCCAAUACGUCCACGCGCAUUCGUCCCGGGCUGGCUUCAUCGACCUGUCUGGGUGCAAGGUGGCCGACAUGUUACCGAGUACAUUUAUCCCGACAUGCGAGCGCUGCUCGACGCCCGGUCACGGCCUCGUCUCGGUCCGUGGCGAGACGGUGACAAACGUGUGCCGCGAGUGCCACGCCAAAUUCACCUUUGCACUCCCCGACGUCAAGUUCCUCUUCAUCACGCCCGGCACGCUGCCGCCGCCCACGUCGGGCCCGAAGCGCAAGACGGAGAAGCUCGGCCUGCACGCGGGGGAGCCGCUGCCGCGCCGCGGUGCGUGCGUGCACUACCGCAAGUCGUACCGGUGGUUCCGCUUCUCGUGCUGCCACAAGGUGUACGCCUGCGACCGGUGCCACGAAGAGGCCGAGGACCACGCCAACGAGUGGGCCAACCGCAUGAUUUGCGGCUGGUGCAGCCGGGAGCAGCACUACGCGGUGGACGAGUGCAGGUUUUGCGGCCGCGGGGUGGUUGGGAAGAGGGGCACGGGCUUCUGGGAGGGUGGCAAGGGGACGAGGGACCAGCAGAUGAUGAGCAGGAAAGAUCCGCGCAAGUAUAAGCGGAUCGGGACGCAGCCUGGUGCCAGCAAGUCGUAA
Molecule: messenger RNA, 2058 nt
Organism: Cordyceps militaris CM01
Lineage: Eukaryota; Fungi; Ascomycota; Sordariomycetes; Hypocreales; Cordycipitaceae
Product: CHY zinc finger domain protein
Exons: 1
Coding region: 1-2058 (685 amino acids)
Molecular function (GO): zinc ion binding
Source: RefSeq, a predicted model, not a curated record